Messenger RNA from Neolamprologus brichardi, 3264 nucleotides. Lineage: Eukaryota; Metazoa; Chordata; Actinopteri; Cichliformes; Cichlidae. The record is from RefSeq and is a predicted model, not a curated record.
CCGCCAUUACUGAUUUCUGAGGAUUGAGCAAACCAGGAAGAAGAGGCACACAGCAGACGACAGUAAAAUGGUGAAUGAACAGCUUUUUGAGAACUCUUCGGAAUCAGAGGACACUGCACUAAUACACAGAUGAAGGUGUAACUGAUAUUUUAAGCAGAAUUCAUUAUGGCGAAUGUGGAAUAUGAGGACGGUGUUGCAAAACCUAAGCAGCGGGGGCGGAGCCCAGAUUUUCUACGGCCUGACUUCAACAGGAGUGAGCAGAUGCAAGGAAACAGUACUGGAUACAUGUCACCUUCAAUGUCUGAGCUGAGGGUUGUUCUGCUGGGGAACAGCUGGUCUUUGAGGAGCGACGUGGGGAACUUCAUACUGGGAGAGACCGUGUUCAGCACUAAGGAUGAGUUAGACAAAUGCUUGAAACACAGUAGACAGAUUAAGGAGAAAUCAAUAACUCUCAUCAACACUCCGAACCUGCUCCGGGUCUCUGAACGAAAACUGACAGAGCUGGUAGAAAACUUUGUGAGGCUCUCUGAUCCUGGACCUCAUGUGUUCCUGCUGGUUCUACAGCCUGAAGACUUCAUUGAGGAGCAAAGACUGAGGCUUCAGUCGAUCCUUGAAAUCUUCAGUGGUCAGUCCUUUCACCAUUCACUGGUACUGAUCUCAGCACCCAGAGAGGAGAAUACUGGUCUUACAGACAAACAUCCACCAUUAGGCGAAAUUAUCAGAAAAUGUAAACACCACUUAUGGUGGCAGGAGAACACUGAACCUUCAAAGUUGUUAAGUUUGUUUGACCAAAUUGUUGAGGAAAAUGGUGGAGAUCACAUGAGCUGUGAUGUAUUUAACAACAAAACGUCUGAGUUACUAAGCAGGCAGGGGGGAGCAGUCAAUACGGAUCCUGCUGGAGCUGCAGGAGGCAAGUCUUUAUGGAAUUCAGCAAAAAACUUCUUCACAUCUUACAAUCCACUAAGGCAAUCACCAGCAGGAAGUGCAUCCAAUCAAUCUGCUAUACUCAGGAUUGUGCUGGUAGGAAAAAGUGAAGAAAAAAAGAAUGAACUUGGCAACUUCAUCAUUGAUGGUCAAGGUUUUAAUUCAGGAAAAAAAAUGAACCACUGUGUGGCCUCCUGUGGAGAGUGGACAGGGAAGUCUUUAACAGUGGUAAAAACACCAAACCUUUUCAGUUUUACUGAGCAGACAGUAAGAAGACGAGUGAAAACGUGCACAGAUCUGUGCUUUCCUGGACCAAAUGUUCUGCUGCUGCUGGUGAACCCUUCUGACUUUAAUGAAAAUGACAAAGACAGACUUAAUUUUAUCCUGAACUUGUUUGGCCAAACUGUUUUUAGACACACAAUGAUUGUCAUAACACAGAAGGAAAAACGGAUAUGUCCUGCUGUGAAAGAGCUGCUAAAAGAUUGUGGAAGUAAAUCGUACAACAUGGUUAAGCGUGAUCGUAAACAAUUAAUGGGAAGCAUUGACAAAAUUGUGCAUGAGAACAAAGAACAGUUCCUCACCUUCACUGAAGACAUCACAAGACCAGAGUGUGAACAGAUGAAACUGCCUCUGAACCUGGUUCUGUGUGGGAGGAGAGGAGCAAUGAAGACGUCAGCAGCCAAGGCCAUUUUAGGUCAGACUGAGCUUCAUUCAGUCUCCAACUCAUCAGAGUGUGUUAAACAUCAGGGAGAGGUGUGUGGACAUUGGGUUUCCCUGGUGGAGCUGCCUGCCUUGUAUGGAAAACCUCAGGAGGCAGUGAUGGAGGAAUCACUCAGGUGUAUCUCCCUCUGUGAUCCUGAGGGUGUCCAUGCCUUCAUCCUGGUCCUACCUGUGGCUCCCCUCACUGAUGAAGACAAGGGAGAGUUAGAGACCAUCCAGGACGCAUUCAGCUCUCGAGUCAAUGACUUCACCAUGAUUCUGUUCACUGUGGACUCAGAUCCCACAGAUCCAGCUGUUCUUAACUUUGUAAGACAAGACAAGGACAUUCAGAAGCUCUGUCAACGUUAUGGACAAAGGCCUGUUAUUGUUAACAUCAAGGAUAAAGAGCAGAUCCCCAAGUUGUUGGACACUGUGGAGCAGAUGAGAUGUACAAACAAACCAUGCUGCUACACAGCUGUAACAUUUGCUCGAGCCCAGAUUGAUCUGAUAACUAAAAAUAUGGUCACUCGUGAUGAAGAGAAGCAGAACACGGAGCCUCUCAGGAUUGUGCUGAUAGGAAAGACCGGCAACGGAAAGAGCUCAUCAGGAAACACCAUUCUAGGAAGGGAAGUGUUUAAAGAAAUGCCAAGUCAAAUAUCAGUCACCAAACAGUGUCAGAAAGCACAGGGCGAGGUGGACGGCCAUCCGGUUGUUGUGGUCGACACUCCUGGUCUGUUUGACACAACUCUGUCACACGAAGAAGUUCAUGAGGAGAUGGUGAGAUGUGUCAGUCUUCUGGCUCCAGGACCACACGUCUUCCUGCUGGUGUUACAGAUUGGUCGUCUCACAGCAGAGGAGAAGGAGACAUUAAAACUUAUAAAGGAAGGUUUUGGGCCGAAUUCAGAAAAGUUCACCAUCAUUCUUUUCACUGAGGGAAAUAAACUAAAAAAACUAGAAAGAAAACAUGAGGAAGAAAAGGAAGCCAUCAAAAAAAGAUUGGAAGAAGAGAAGAAAAAACUUCAGCAGGAAAGAGACCAGAAACUCAAGGAGAUGGAAGAAAAUAUGAAAAAGGAGCGCGAGGAGAGGAAGAAAGAACAGGAAAUGAGAGAAAAAGAGAACAGGAAACGGGAAGAGGAGGAAGAAAAACGUAGGCAGGAUUUUAAAAUGCAACUUGAAAUAUUGGACAAACAAAUUCAGUCAGAAAAAGAGGAAAAGAAAAGGAUUGACAAAAAGCUGGAAGAGAGCAGAGACGAGAUGAAGAGAAAACAAGAAGCCUGGGAGAAAGAACGAAGAGAAGAAAGAGAGAAACAAAAACGAGAAGAUGAAGAGAGACGACAAGAGGAGGAAAAACGACUGAAAGAAGAGAAAGAAAAAAUGCAGCAGGAAACAGAGCUGAAAAUCAAAGAGAUGGAGGAUAAUAUUAAUAAGGAGCGUGAAGAGAGAAAGAAAGAACAGGAAAUGAGAGAAAAAGAGAACAGGAAACGGGAAGAGGAGGAAGAAAGACGUAGGCAAGAUUUUAAAAUGCAGCUUGAAAUGUUGGACAAACAAAUUCAGUCAGAAAAAGAGGAAAAGAAAAGUGUGGAUAGGAAGCUGGAAGAGAGCAGAGAAGAAAUAAGAUGGAGAAGCGAGAACUGGGAGAAA